AUAGUAUUCAGUUAAUAUAUUUACACAUACAUAGUCCAUGCUUGCUAUACUUAUUCUCAAAUAUAAUUUAAAAAAUAAGCUUCACGUUUUUCCUUGAGGGAUUUGCAAUAUUUCUAAAGAAAACUCUGAUGACCCAGCAUUCGAGCAGCAUUUAAACACAUCAUUUACACUUGAAUCUUGUUGGAAAUAUGAAGAGUCUCACAUCAGAUUUUUGUAUAAAUGCGGUUUUAUGUGUGUGUGUCAGGCAAUUUGUGCGUACUUUUUAAAGUUUUGUGUUUAGUUAAUCUUAAACCAACAAAUGGUGCCUGUGCGACUGUGACUGCAGCUCACCGCUCCCACAGGGGAUGGGUCAAAUGUGGAGAACACAUUUCACAGACCUGGUCAUGUGACAAAUAAUGAAACUUUAACUUUAACUUUAAGAUGCAAUUUAAGUCGCAAUUUAUUCAUCUGACAUUUUAUGUUUCAUUAUGCUGUGCAUGUGCUUAGUCUGUGUUUAGCAAAUAUUUUUGUGUGUGGGAAGGAUUUUGUUUCACUUUUGGUUUUAAAUGAAAAAAAGUAGAUAUCUGUGACAUAUGUAUGAAAAGUGGUUUAUAAAUAAAGUUUAGUAGCAUUGAAUGGUGGCAUUUAUGUGCACACUGACGAUGGAUUUACAAAUUACAACCAAUUAUACUGUUCUGGAUAAAGACAUAAAAAGAUUUAGUUUUCUCCCACGAAUUAAUCUCUAAAUUAAAGUAAAUGUCUGACAUUUCUGUAAACUAAGAAGAUUUAACACUAGAAACAGAAAACUUUUCUAUGACCGAUGAUUUGUUUUGAUAAAAUAAAUCAAACUAACAAACUCAAAUGUAUUUUAACAUUUCUCAACAGUCUAAAUACAGCUGUUAGUAAAAAAAAAAAAAAAGUUGUUUUUUUUCCCCCCAAAGGUUAUAAUCCCACCCCCAAAAAACCUGUAAAUCCCUACAUUAGCACAACAAAAUCUGUUUUUGUUUGCUUAUUUCUUAAAAUUUGAGCCAAAUGUGCUUUUUUCCCUUUUAUUAGAGUAAGACCAUUUUAAAUAUACUUCUUUUACUUGAGUACAGCUCUAUAGCAGUCCGUCGGGUCUCACAGGUAGAUUUCUUAGACGCCUCAAAACAGGUGUACUGUCUCUUUAAGAGUCCGAAAGCGAAAGUGAACGGAUUUCCCCGGAAAUACCCGAAACAGUAUUCCUUUCUCUCUCCGGUCCAGAAUUGGAGAAAUGGCGAGCGGAAGUCUGUUUUCUGAAGAACAGUUCUUAUGUCCCAUCUGUCUGGAUGUGUUCAAGCGACCCGUGACCACUCCCUGUGGACACAACUUCUGCCUGUCCUGCAUCACGUCGUACUGGGAUACCGUACCAGCCAGCAAGUGUCCUAUCUGUAAGGAAACUUUUUAUAAAAGGCCUGACCUCAAGGUAAAUACUUUCAUUUCAGAGCUGGCGGCACAGUUCAAAGCGCUUCAUGUCGUGAGCGCUCCCGCCCAGAAACCAGAUCAAGAGCAGAUCAGCUCUGCCAGUUCGGUAACGUGCCACCUCUGUGAGGACAAGGACGCCAUCAAAUCCUGCUUGGAGUGUCAGAUGUCGUACUGCAUGGUUCAUCUGGAACCUCACAAACACUACCCUGAACUGAAAAAACACACUCUCCUCGAACCUAUCGCGAGCUUUGAGAACAGCGUCUGCAGUCUGCACAAGAGACUUCUCCUGCUGUUCUGCAGAGAUGACAAGGCUGUGUUGUGCGACCUUUGUGCCACCUCACUUCACAGGAAGCACGAUUUGAUUUCAGUAGAUCAGGAGUACACGGACAAGCUGAGGGAGCUUGGGACGGCACAGGCCAAAGCUGAAAAGAUGAUCCAAGAAAGAGUCCACAAAGUGCAGAACAUGAAGCAGUCGAUGGCACAAAGCCAGAUGGAAAGCGAAGGGUUGAUCACAAAGAGUACUCAGGAUUUCACAGAACUGGUGUCUGAGAUGAAGAGGAAUCAAAUGGAGCUCAUCAGAGUGGUUGAAGAGCGGCAAAACAUGGUAGAGGAGGAAGCUAAGGUAUUCAUUAGUGACUUGGAGCGUGAGAUCUCCGAGCUGCAGGAGGCAGCCAUCAAGCUCAGAGCGCUAAAAAGUACCAAAGAUCAAGCCUCUUUUCUCCGGAACUACCCAAGUUCACCUGCCCUUCCACCCACCCUGGACCUGUCCUCAUUCAACUACAACAGACACAGAGAGUUUCACUACAUGCGCAAAUUGUUCCAAAAUUCAAUUUCCCAGUUGCAGGCACUACUGGGCAAACUGAGUGGAGAUAUAAACAAAAUCUCGGGCGGUGAAAACUUGUCCAACAAUGCCGCUCUGACAUACAUGCAACAGUUUGAGGUGAACAUCACGCUUGAUCUCAGCACAGCUCACCCCCUGCUUUGGAUUUCUCCUGACAGGAAGCAAGUUAGGUACAACAUAGGCGCAGCUUUCUGGGGACAACAGAUCGAGACACCUGGCAUGUUCACGGAACAGCUCGCAGUUUUGGGAGACCGAGGAUUCGCCUCCUCCAAGUUUUACUUCGAGGUGUUUGUGGGUCAGAAGACAGAGUGGUGUCUGGGUGUUGCCACGGCCUCGGUCCAGAGAAACGGGGCAAUGACUCGCAGUCAUCACUCCGGACUGUGGGGCAUCUGGUUCUUGGAAGACAAGUUUGAAACCUUUAGUUUUCCGGACAUGGCAGUGCAUUUGGGGAAAGUGGAGAGGGUAGGGGUCUUUGUUGACUAUGACGAAGGUGAGGUAUCCUUCUAUGAUGUGGUCCAAGCGACUCCUAUUUACUCUUAUACCAGGUGUUUCUUUACAGAAGAGCUCUACCCAUACUUUAACCCCUGUGAUAAUGAGUAUGGCUCAAACCUGGAUCCAAUGGUAAUUGUUACUGCUUCUGACCAAUAACACACAAAAUAUUUAUUUGUAAAAUCUUGCAGUUUGAGAAAUAUCUUACAAAAGAAGAAAGGUUUCAAAGGUUUCUGCAAGUUUAUAAUUUUACUUUGUGUCUUACAUGAUUUUGUGGGGUUUAGUGUUUUAGAACUUAACCACUGUGAAACAAUUAAGUUUUAAGUCACAGAUUUCCUGAAAAAAAUUAACAUUUUAGAUUUCUACGGAGCCUGGCAGGUAUCUGAGGUUAAGAAGAUAAAAACGCGGAGGAAUUCUGUGCCCAAAUCAUUUAUUCCGUUUUGCAAUCUAUGUGCACAGAUUUAAAAUUGUGCUUUUUAAUGAAUUGUUGUUGCAUCGUUGCUUCACAUUUAUCCGCAGCUCUUUGUUUACAUCACAUAAAGCCCGGCUACAUUUCCCGUUUUGGUCCAGUUUUUCCGCUCUUAGCACGGAUUGUAUUCAGACUGAGGAAACUCAGAGAGAACCGGAGCUCAGUCCAAUUAAAACAAACCGAGAUCAUCCUGGGAACUGCUUUCGGUGGUUUGUUUUUGGUCCCGAACCAGGAAUUGUUCCAGAUUAUCGGGGGAAACAACCACGUGUUCAGUCUGAAUGCAUCCUAAGAGUUUAUGCUUGCCCGAUUACAAAGCAUACAGCGGGGUUAGGUAAUUCCUUAGUCACAUCCACUCAAACAAGGGUUGACUCAUACAGGUACUGCAGAUUUUUGGGUUGUCCGGACCCAUGGAGUGUCGUAGACAUGAGUGACUGCAUCUUAAGGUUGGCGCAGGUAUGUCCUUCAGUUCUAUUGAAAGACAUCCUCACGGGGCGUCAUGAAAAACGGAACGUAUGACUAUGGCACAUGUGGUAGGUCAAUUGUGAAGUAUUUGUCAGGAUUAUGUAAGUUACACACACUUGUAACAUAUAUUUAAUGCUGUCGUAUGGUGCUCUUAUGCCACACUAAUGCAGUGGCGGAGCUAGAACAGUUUAGAUGGAGGGAGGAAGAAGACUUUGGAAGAGUGGCAAAUGAGAAGAGCGGAAUGGAAGAGCAUUACAAAUAAAAUAUGUUGUUCAGUUUUAUUUAAUACUUCUUUAAGCAUUUGUACUGCCUAAAUAAGCUUAUAUUGAUAAUUUCUUAUCCUUUGUCAGUAACGUUACUACAAUAAUAUUGUUUAAAAAAUUUGGGGUUAAGUGCAGAUACAAAACUUUUCCAUUGCGUGUUGUAUAACUGUAUAACAACGUUUUAUUAACCUUUGUGAAUGGAUUGCUAAACAGAAAGUGUACUUUAAAAAAUCUAAAUCAGAAUUCCCCUAACUUUUAUGUUUUUUUUUUUACCCCUUGGCACCUGCAGGGCUCCGUAGCUUCAAAAGUUGGGAAUAUCAUGACAAAGUAGUCCCACUAAAAGCUAUGGGUCACGUGUUUCCUGGCAGCUUUGAACAAACACAACUUAGAAUUAAAAGCUUUUUGAGUUUAAUUUGGCCUUGCAGCCAAGAAUGACAAAUCAUGUCAUGUGACAUCCUGAUACUGCAAACAGUCAUUUCUAACUUACCAGAAUGACAAACUUUUAAAAGCAGAAGCAGGUUUCCAAAAUAAGACAAAAAAGUUGCAUUAAAGAUUGGAAACAGUUUUCAUUAAUUAUUCAUUUUUUAAGAGUGCAUAUGGAGAAUUUAACAAAGCAGAACUCUAAAUGAUAAAUAAUUAAACUCAGUUGCAGAGCAGCUAAAAGCAUUUUUUUUAAUAAAGCAUUAUGGAUUGCUUAAGAAUAAAUGUUAAAGGAGAGAAAUGUAACUCAUUUUACAAGUUUUAUGAAAAUGUAUAUUCUUUGUGAUGUCACUUUGUGUAUCUCAUGGCAGCAUCUUCAAUUUUUAACUGUAUUACAACAGUCGGCAAAGAGCUUCUUUUUUUUCUACACUACGUUUUAAAAAAGGUGUGUCUUAGUUCACAUGAGCAUUUCUGUUGAGCCACUUUAUUCAUUUUCUGUAUGUUUUCAAAACAUGUCAAUGUGCCUUUUACAAUUUUAUGUACAGGGAGAUUUUAUUUAACAAGUUUUUUUUCAACUAAGUGCAUUAUUUUCAUGUAUUUUAAGUAAGUAAUUAUUGUUCACAGUCUGAAGAUUUAAUCCAGAUGUUUUUUUUUUUUUACCUAUUCUAAUGUAAAGAUCACUUUUUAUCUAAUGAUAAUCCAUGUACUCGGAUUCAACUCUCAAAUAUAAUCUCAUGUAAAAUAUUUAUUCUGUUUAAUCUUGUUGCUGUUUAAAUAAAUAAAAAGAUGAGUAAGACUGA
Molecule: messenger RNA, 5166 nt
Organism: Oryzias melastigma (Indian medaka)
Lineage: Eukaryota; Metazoa; Chordata; Actinopteri; Beloniformes; Adrianichthyidae
Product: E3 ubiquitin-protein ligase TRIM69
Exons: 2
Coding region: 1232-2911 (559 amino acids)
Molecular function (GO): protein binding; zinc ion binding
Source: RefSeq, a predicted model, not a curated record